AUGGCUGCUGCUGAUGUUUUAUUUACUCAACCUGGUGUAAAUUAUGAUGAUCAACUUUUUUUAAAUGAAUAUCAAAACAUUUUCGAUACUGGUAAUACUUCAUAUGGUGCAACACAUUAUGGUGUUACUGGUGGUUUAAGGAGAGUAGGAGCUGUAGGUGAUUAUGGUUUUCCAUUACUAACAGAUGCUGUUUACGGAGGUGAUCGUUUGUAUAAUGGAGCUGAAUUUGGAAGUGCUGACUAUGAUGUAUCAUCAUGGUAUGGUUUAUCAGCUGCUGAUUUAGCUGCAUCACAAACGGCCGGUUUUCAACAGUAUAUAACAGAUACGCAAGGUCUCUACAGCAAUCUUCGGCCACGAAUUAUACGUCGUCGAGUACCAGGUGGUGGUGUAACUUACCAACAAAAUGCCGGAGUUCAAUACCUUCAACCAUCAACUAGUCUACGACCACGUUCACUUAUCAUCAGAGAUAUGCGGUCACGUCAACCACCACCACCACUUCCACUUCGUAUUCGUCAACAAGUUCGACCACUUCCUCCAGCACCCCCACUUAUCUUAAAUGAAAGACCAUUAGCUCCACCAGCUCUUGUUCCUUCUCAAACUUUGGUCCGACGAUUCAAUACUCUUCCUGUUCCACCUCGACCAGUAGUUGUCGAAAGUUUACCACCACUUCCACCUAGACCUCGACCUGUUAUUCUUCAACGAUGGCUUCCAUACAGAGUACAAGCUAAACGAGGAACAAUUGUCCAACGUGCACCAACAGUUAUACCAUAUCCAAUACCACGCAAUAUUGUCGUUCAAUAUGAGCCUACUUCAACGCGUGUUUUGAGAAAUGUUCAAUGUGUUGGUGUUAUUCAAGCAGAUCCUCAAGAUUAUAUUCGACGUUACGGUGCAUCACUAUUGGAUUCAAAUACACUGGAACGAAUAGCACGAGCUGCUGGUGUUAUGGAAAAUAUUUCGCCACCUAUUUUAGGCAGUUCAAUAGCUGCUAACUCAUUUCAAUUUGGUUCGUCUACUGGUACUCUUGGGUAUGAUGCUGGAGUAGUUGAUUUUAAUGGUACUGACUUAGAAGCUACUUUCGACGGUAAUUCAUUAGAUGUUUUAUCUCAAGAUAAUUUCUGA
This is a messenger RNA of Rotaria sp. Silwood1, 1119 nucleotides long. Lineage: Eukaryota; Metazoa; Rotifera; Eurotatoria; Philodinida; Philodinidae. The record is from the annotation of a GenBank genome assembly.